UUAGAUUCAUGUAGAAUAUAUGACGCAGAAAGCCACAAAGUAGGGCGCGACGAGCUAUUCAAUAAUACGAAGAGGCACUUUCUCAACAAAUCGAAAGCAAUUUAGAGUUAAGGCUUGGUCUUGUAUCACGGACAUAUAAUUGUUUUAAAAGCGGUCUUGUUUUGCUGUCUAUUGCGUUUUGAGCGGUUGCUUAGCUUGUAAUGUCUUUUGAGUACGACAAAGAGUAAUGUUGCCUAAUGUCGUAACCUCUUUAAGACCUAUACAGGCCGAUCGAUUCUUGCAGGAAUCAUUUGGAAAACCUCCCGUUUCAUGCCGGGGCUCAUCAGUGGAUUAUUCAAGAUAGGUUGGACAUAGUUUAUCGAUUGUGACGUAGCUGCGCUUGUAAUAUUGACAGUGACUUCAGCAUAAACUGCUGUGCUUGUUCAGACAGUUUAGUGUUGGAAAGAUCUGCACAGAAAAGGAGUGGUUUUUGAAACCUGGCAACCGAAGAGGCAGUACAUGGAUGGAUCCACGUUUGGAAUCAGGAAAGUGUCAGGAAUCCGCAGCUGGCAGAGCGAUGAUCGUCGUGAUUAGCAUAUUAAAAGGAGCAGAUUUGGGUUAGGCGAUAAUACCAGAGUAGAAGAUCGGCCUCAUUCCAGGCAAACGGCCAUUUGGAACUGAAACUGCAAAUUAAUAUUUUGGUCUGAUUGGUAUAAAUGUGUUUUCGACACCUGGAACGGCAAUCUUCAGCUUGUUUCUGCAUACGGGAUUGUUAGGCCCAUUAUAUUUAAGCUAUCGUUUCUUUUUGGCGAUGACUCGCAAGGUAAGCUACACUACUUAAAAAUCUUGAGAGAGUUCAAAAAACAUUCCACGAUGUCAGCCAUUAGUAAGGCGUGUGCGGAGCUGACAAAUAGUAUUAAAGGUUUAAGGUUGCCAACUACAAAAAGACAGGAAAACCUCCACCCGACCCGGAAUCCAGGGUGUAGCAGUGGAAUCGGCAGUGUUGGUGGUCUUCUCCCACAGAGAAUGACCUCUGCGUCAAAUGGCCAUUCACCGGGUCUCCCAAAGGCGACCAAACUGAAGAUUUUGCACAUAAAUGGGAAUAUUCAUGCUGUGAAACAUGCGAAAGAUUUAUGGCUGGAUGAUCGAUUUUUAAGUCAAUUCUUCUUCUAUUUUUUACCCAGUGAGAGACUUGUGUUAGCACAGGUAUGUAAAAAAUGGCGAGACCUUCUGUACCAAGCUCAGUUUUGGCAAGGGGUGACAGCCGUGGUAAAAAGUCGAGACUGGAAGGAAGAAGACAAGAUGAAGAAAUUCUACCACAGCCUCCAGAAAAGAGGCUUUGAUUCUUUAUGCCUGGAGGGGGCAGCCGAUAAAGACCUGAGUGAUAUGUUUGCCAACUACCCGGCAUGCAGAAAACACAUUCGUUCGGUCAGUUUACGCUAUUCCAAUGUCACAGACUCUGGCCUGGAGCUGAUGUUCCAGCGCAUGCAGUGCAUCUACAAACUGGAGCUUUCUGGUUGUAACGAAAUCACUGAAGCAGGUCUCUGGGCGUGCUUGAACCCCAAAAUUGUAUCCCUGACUGUCAGUGACUGUAUAAACGUCGCCGAUGACACCGUAGGUGCCAUUUCUCAGCUUUUGCCUUCUUUGCAUGAACUUGAUCUUCAAGCCUAUCAUGUGACGGACGCGGCAUUGUCGUUCUUCAGUUCAAAACAAAGUAACACAUUAACUGCACUGAAGCUCAAGUCGUGUUGGGAGAUAACGAACCAUGGGAUUGUAAAUGUCGUUCACUCUCUUCCCAACCUGACAGUGCUCAGUCUCCAGGGCUGCAGCAAGAUUACAGAUGACGGGGUCGAGAUAAUAGCAGAAAACCUACGGAAAUUACGCGUGCUUGAUCUGUCCUGGUGUCCCCGAGUGACUGACGCCUCCCUGGAAUACAUCGCCUGCGAUCUGUGUCUCCUGGAGGAAUUAACCCUAGACAGGUGUCAGCACGUGACAGACAUUGGAGUGGGCUACCUCUCCACGAUGACGUCACUGGCUAAGCUCUACCUGCGAUGGUGCACUCAGGUGCGAGACUUUGGACUUCAACACCUGUACACGAUGAAAAGUUUACGGAUGUUAUCUGUGGCAGGUUGCAGUCAGCUGACUCCAAGUGGCAUCAUGGGACUUGUUCAGAUGCGCCAUCUGGAGGAACUGGAGGUGACCAACUGCCAGGGCGCGAGACAAGAUGUUUACAAAUACCUCAAAGAAAAUUUGCCGAAAUGUGUGAUCAUUCCGUAGAUGUAUUGGACUUGAAUUGCAAAAACAAGAAUAAAUGUACUGGCCCUUUUUAGAAAUACUGUUCCUAUAACGGAAAAUGAUAAAAAACAAUGAAACAUUUUAUUUGACUUGAACAAUUAUACUUUUCACACAGACAUGCGAUUUUCUUUUUCUUGAAAACGUAAAAGCGCCUAUAUCGAACAAUUAGAACAUUAAUACCUUAUAUAUUACAUCUGUUUUAUUGAUUUGGAAGUUUCGUGGCGUAUAAUGUAAUUGCAUACUGUUAAACGUCUAAUAGAUGGCAGCUUUUUGAUAAUGCAUGGAUGUUACAUAUAAGAUAUUCGUUUAUUAAACAUCUUGCCGUAUA
This is a messenger RNA of Lingula anatina, 2602 nucleotides long. RefSeq lists its product as uncharacterized. Lineage: Eukaryota; Metazoa; Brachiopoda; Lingulata; Lingulida; Lingulidae. The record is from RefSeq and is a predicted model, not a curated record. Gene Ontology annotation, molecular function: protein binding. Gene Ontology annotation, cellular component: SCF ubiquitin ligase complex. Gene Ontology annotation, biological process: SCF-dependent proteasomal ubiquitin-dependent protein catabolic process.